AUACGUAUUGGGAAAAUGUAUUACUAUUAGACCUGACUGCAGAAAGAAAUUGAUUUGGCUGGUGCUUUCUCCGAUAGUCUGAGUAGUCUGGUGUUGGUCACAAGCGAGCAUGUCCAGUUUCUUUCUCACUUCUACCAAAGCGAAGCGAAAGGGCGGAAAGCCUCAGGCUCAUGAGAAACCUGCAAAGCGAAAGCGACCAACUCCCCAAAAGAAGCGCGAGGUGGUGAAUGAGGAGUUAGAUGAAGAAUCCGGAUUGAGCUCUGCUGAAGAUGACCAGCUUGAUGUUGCAGUUGAUGAGUCAGACGAUGAAACACCACAGGAUAAGCGUGUUCGCCUGGCAAAGCAGUACCUCGAUAAACUAGAAGAACGGGAAAGAGAGAGGGAUGAUGAUCCUGACCAUGAUGCUAUCGCUCAUCGGUUGCAUGAAGACGUGCUUGAGCAAUCCGGUCGUCUACAGAGGAAAGUUGCUGACCAGUAUGAAAGGCCCGACACAGCAUCGGUGCGUUUCUUGCGUGGCCAUGAUCUUUCGGUGACGUGCGUUGCGCUAACUCCAGAUGAUCGCUUUAUUUUCUCCGGUGCCAAGGAUAGUGCUAUCUACAAAUAUGAUGUGGAGAGUGGUCGUAAAGUGGGUUGCAUACCGAGUGACCGCCAUGGUCAGGCUAGUGAUCCCAAGGGUCAUCGUGGACAUGUGUUUGCGUUAGCCGUCAGCAGCAGUGGAAAGUACUUGGUAAGCGGUGGUCAGGACACUCACGUCAUGGUCUGGAAUGUAGCUGACUGUAAACUUGUCAAAAUCUUCAAAGGUCAUAAGAAGGCCGUCUCGGGCCUUGCGUUUCGUAACAACACCCACCAGCUGUUCAGUGCGUCCUUCGAUCGUUCCGUGAAGGUGUGGAAUUUAGACGAGAUGGCCUACAUUGAAACACUGUAUGGUCAUCAGGAUGAAAUCAUGGCCAUCGACUCGCUGAACCGAGAGCGAGCAUUCACGGCCGGUGGAUCGGACAAGUCUGUGCGUCUUUGGAAGAUCCCCGAGGAGUCGCAGCUCAUCUUCCACGGGCACACGGCAUCAAUCGAUUGCUGUAAAAUGAUCAACGAGCAGUAUGGAGUUGCCGGCUCACAAGACGGGGGAGUAUCGCUGUGGAACUUCUUGAAGAAGAAGCCGGUCUUCACGGCGCGUGCCGCGCACAAGGUCCCCGAGUCCGAGGACUCAAUGUCGUCGGAGCACCCGUGGAUCAGUGCCGUGUCUGCCUAUCAGAACUCCGAUCUCGUCGUGUCAGCAGGCUCAAUGGAUGGCUGUAUCAAGUUCUGGAAAUGCGCGCAACAUUUCAUGAAGAUGCAGGAGAUCUUCUCUGUGCCUGUGACUGGUGUUGUCAACAGCCUAGCGUUUUCCUCAUCGGGUGACUUUCUAGUGGCUGGCGUUGGGCAAGAACACAGGUUAGGUCGCUGGUGGAGUGUCAAAAAAGCGAAGAACCGUGUCGCCAUCAUCCCCUUGCCAAAGAAGGAAUCUAGCAAACCGGAUAGAUAACGCCACUCCCUUUUUCUUACUUCUUCUUCUUUUUUAAGGUUGCAUGUGUUAGCUGGCUGAUACUAGUUAGUGCCAGAUAACCCGUGAUAUGACCUAGUGCCACAAGGCCGUGUUGCCCACAUCCGAUUUCUAGGACAGACCAUGUCUGUCCCAAUGAAUUCCUGACAGUGACUGCUGGCAAUUUCUCUUGCAACACAUGUUUGAGGAGAAUAUUUCACUCACUUCGUAACAGGACUACGAACACCACUUAUGCUGAGGUGGGCUUCUUCGGCUCUCAUUCCACGUGGCAACUGCCUCAAUUGGAGCUCUAUUUAUUUGGGGCAGGUCCUGAUUGCUUAGCUUGUACAUACAAUAGUUCUCAUUAUGUUUAUGUCGCUAACGGUGUCUUGCAUUGAGAGCGUUAUUGGCAAGAAAAUCAUUAUAAUUAUAAUACAUUAAAAAAAUCAAAAUUCA
Molecule: messenger RNA, 1972 nt
Organism: Sycon ciliatum
Lineage: Eukaryota; Metazoa; Porifera; Calcarea; Leucosolenida; Sycettidae
Product: U3 small nucleolar RNA-interacting protein 2-like
Exons: 14
Coding region: 110-1519 (469 amino acids)
Cellular component (GO): small-subunit processome
Molecular function (GO): protein binding; U3 snoRNA binding
Source: RefSeq, a predicted model, not a curated record